Molecule: messenger RNA, 6003 nt
Organism: Naegleria fowleri
Lineage: Eukaryota; Heterolobosea; Eutetramitea; Acrasida; Naegleriidae
Exons: 4
Coding region: 1-6003 (2000 amino acids)
Cellular component (GO): membrane
Source: RefSeq, a predicted model, not a curated record
AUGGUGCCAAACACGUGUAAUGCUAUGACCACUGUGGCAUAUCAAAUGUUGAAGAUAAAACAGCAACAACAACAACAACAGAAUAAUAAUAACAAUCACCACCCGAUACAUGCUCACCAUGUGGUGAUUGACGACAAAAAUUCGCAAGAAUUUACGUAUAUUAAAAACUCGGCUGGCCAAGACAAGGCUGAAGUUUCUAAUAUAAUGAUUAAUGACCAGGUUUUCGCUUCGAGCGGAAAUUCAAGGAGGACAUACCUGCAACAAUUUAAAGAUAAAUUUGUAAAUACACACAAAGGUAAUCUCCACUUUGAUAUUAAACUCGACGAUGAAGAGGAAGAGGACGAAGACGAUGAAGACAAUAACAAGAACGAUUCCUCUUCUUUGAAUUAUAGCAAGAAGCAACAACAUCGACCACAACUUCCAAAUCGAUGGUACCAUGUUACCGACAUGGAUGACAUAAUUGCAUCAGAAAUGAUGACAAUUGAUUUGGAACAACAAAAACAUGCACAAACAGAUGAAGAUUUUGGAGAAGACGAUGACAACAUGCACCAUGAAACGGUUUCUGUAACACUAAACAGAAAUCCUUCAUCAUCCAAUGGUGACAAUGUACAUAACAAUGAUGAUGAUAGCAACAAUGCAGGAACAUCAUCAACAUCAUCCUCUACAUCUUCUUCAAAGAGCAAUGCUGGGAUGCUCAAUAGUGGUAGUGCUGCUACCAUAAGUGGCUCAUCUUUUGAGAACUCUGCUUCUGAAAACACACAAGUGAGGCUUGUAUUUGAUCCACCUGUGUUGGACUAUGAAGACAGACCCCUAUGCAAUCCAAUUGCCAAGACAUUUACAAUCACAAAAGAAGCCACGGAUGAUGAUCAGCAACCACUUCAAGUAACAGCUGUUACAACUGAAUCUUUAUUAUUUCAUCCUUCAAUAAGCAAGAAAGAGAAUAAUAAGAUCACAAUUAAUGUUAUUUUCUUGCCAAGAACUUUAAAACGAUCCGAAGGAUCCAUCAUUGUUCAUACAAACAUUGGAACCUAUAUCUACAAGGCAUAUGGAGGUGGAAUUGAAAAUGCAUACAACAUCAAACCGAUUCUUGGAUACAAGCUUCCUGUAGGAGCUGACUAUAGAAAACCUAUUUAUAUGCACAAUCCUCAUCAGAAUGAAACUCUUCUCAUCAAAGAAAUUUAUACAAGUGAAGAUUUUCUAUUAUUAAGUUUACCAGAUCAAAAUAGUAACGAGAAAAACUUGCAGAAAAAGAAUUUAUUGUUAUCGUUAUGGAAAUUAGAGCCGCAACAAACAAAAUCAAUAAUCUUAUUGAACUUCCAUGCUACUCAACCCAAGACACAUACAGGAUUUGUUCAUAUCAAUACCAACCGUGGGCAAUUUAUAAUUCCAGUUGAAUUUAUUGUCUCAAAGAAUGGUGUACAUCGAGUUGUGGACGAAAUUGACUUUGGUACUUUUAUUACACCCAAUGAGAAGAGAGUGCGUGACGUUGUUUUACUCAACUCUUCUCCUCAUCCUGUUUUGGUGUAUGAAGCCUCAUUGGUCUCUGAAGAUAGCAAUGUAAAGUUAGAAUUUCAAAAGAAUGUCAUGCAAGAAGGUUCAAUAGUUACGGUGGCCAAAUUAUUUUACAUCUCUCAAACUCAAGGUGAUGUUUCUGGUAAAAUUGUUUUCAAGACCAACGACACAAACAGUGAAAAUAUGGGAAUCAUUGAAGUUCCUUAUCGCGCUCGCAAUGUACAUGGAACUUUGGAUUAUAGAAUGAAUAGUACCGCCUUUUACACUGGUGAUGGAAAAGAAAAGAUCCAUGAAAUGGUACUUAUCAAUGGAUUUCAGUCUCCCAUCAAAUUUAUCUCGUGUGAUGUGUUCGAUAAGCAGUUUACGAUUGAAGAAUUCGUUCCAGGCACUAUAUUACAGCCCAAUGAAAAGAAGAAGGUUCUCUCAAUCAGAUACACACCUGCUGGCGAAAACGACGUUUCUACUAUGCGAAAGGCAAAUUUAAUUCUUCAUACCAAUGUUACACGACUGUAUAUUCCUCUCUAUACCUAUCAUGGAAACCUUGAUCACUUGCCAAUUGACACCGAAAAGAACAUUCUCGAUGUUGAAAGAGCAAACGAAGGAAUUAACUUGGGUAUUUUGAGCUUGAGCAGCAGAAAAAUUCAUUACUUUGCAAUUUCCAACACAAAUCCCGUACCAAUCAAAAUUAUUGACUGGAAAGUGAUGGGAAUGGCAAAUAAGAAGUCAAGUAUCUCUAUAUCUUAUGUUAAAUCAUUCCAUCCAAGCGAUGAUUUACACUCAUUGACCACUUUUAAACCAACAAAGCUCAGUGAAAAUAUCAAUAACAAACAUUUGGAAGGAGCGAAGGAUUCAUUUAUUUUUGCCAUUCUUCCAAAUCAAAAGAUUAUCAUGAAAAUUGAUAUUUAUACACCAACAUCAGACGAGGAACAAAAUGGUUAUAUUGAGUUUGUGACUCACCCCAAAAAUUUAGUUAUUCCAUUCAAGUUUCUCUGCAUGGAAGGCAGCUUGUCUUUCUCCAAUCAGCUACCAUUUGAUCCUACCUUCCCUGGAAAAAUUCAAAAGAAAAACAUUUAUGCAACCAAUACUUUUGGAAGAGCUAUCACCAUCACUGGUGUUAAAUCAACCGAUGAAAGGUUCAUUCCACAAAUCACACACAAAACUAUUGAAGCAAAUCAAAAGAUGAAUAUUGGCUAUGUCAUUUUAGAUGCAUCAAAAGUGUCAAAGGAAAAGAAUUACAUGCUCGAUGAUGGUAAGAUGUAUUCGAAUAAUUAUUCAAAGAAAAUUUCUUCCAUCUCGUCCGAAGAAUUUACCAAGUACAGAUGGAGAAAUGGACUUUUUGAAGAAAUCAAAAAUGCAGGCCAAACCAAUGUUAUCGCAUCAGUUUCUAUUGAUACAGAUAUUGGAAUUAAUUGCAAUAUUAAUGUUUCUACAACAUUGGAGUAUCCAAAGCUCUCUCCAACACGUCAAAUAUCGUUCAAAUUGACACAUGUCGGAUCCAGUGUUUCUCAAUAUCUCACAGUUGAAAAUCCCUCAGAUCAGUUUAUAUCUCUGCAACUAAUCCUUGGAAACGGUUCUUUGGCCAAAUUUUUACAACGUAAUGCAAAAGGCACAUUACCAAAGAAUGACAUUCAGGGAGACAAGUCAUAUACUGAAUUCAGAUUACCCAAAGACGGAAUGACUUUUGCUAAUAUUCCUCCCCAUAGGCAUGCUAGUUUGGGCCCAAUCAUUUUCACCCCCAAGUCUGAUUCGACAGAAUCUGUGGCAUAUCUCUACAUUAGAAAUAAUCUCACUAUAUUUGAUAUUGUGAAAUUGACUGGAAUUGGUGGUUCUUCUAAACUUGUAUUUAGCGGAGAGAAUGGAAAUGAUUUGACUUCCCUUAAAUUCGAAAUUAAGGAAUCACAAUUGGGUACAUGGGACAAUUAUACAAAUAGAUUCGUUCAAAACAAUUAUAGCAGCAGCAAUGGAAGCGACGAAUCAUCAAAGACAACCACAGAACUCAUCUUCCAUAAGAAGUUUACUCUACAUAACAAGGGAAAUAUGCCUAUUACCAUUCUGAGUAGUAGCAUUGAAAAUAUGGGAUGCAGUGCCUAUGGAGUGAAAAUUCAUAAGUGUGGAAGAUUUGAACUACAACCAGGACAAAGUACAAGUUACAAAAUUUCUUACAAACCUGACUUUACCACAGCAGUUGUAGAUUUAUUUAUUCGAAUUAAUACCGAUCAAGGAAAGAUGUCCUUCCCCAUUCGUUUCACUCUUCCAUACAAUGUACUUCCCUAUUUCUAUGAGACCCAACCAUUAAGCACUGGACACAGAUUAUUCAGAGUUGCAGCUACUUUUAUUGUUUUGACUUUGGCAGUUUAUAUCAUCUUUAGAGCUUGUCGAGAAUUGAAGACACUUGACUCUUCAGAUAACGAACUUCCUUCUUCCAUAAGCGAAUUUCUCAAACCUAAUUUUUCUUCUUUCCCUUUCAUUACUUUCCCAUCCACAGAUGUUGAGAAACAACAAGUAAAUGCAAACCAUAGCAAUAAUGCUGUCAACAAAGAGGGAGAUGAUAAUGAUAAGACAUCCUCAGAAGACGACGCAAAUCGAAAGAAGAAGAGCGAUAAGAAGAAGAAACAGUCCACAAGCUCAACGGCUCAGAAAACGACAACUGCCAGCACUUCAAAAACUCCUGAGAAAAGUACUUCUUCUAAAAAGGCAAAACCCUCAAAGACCACUAGCACUUCGAUGAACCAUAGCUCCUCAGAAGAUGAUGAGAACAAGCUCGUUGAAGUUGUGACUUCAGAUGUUAUUGACGCACAAGAAAAAUCGAGCACAAUAACACAAGAACAUGAACAACAAUCGACAUUGUCAAGAGAAAAUUCGGAGCCGUCUUCUCAAACUUCAUCAAUUGUCGCGAAUUCGAGCGGAGGUGACAUUCCUUUGGGUCAAACGCCUCAGCACUCCACAAAGAAACAUCAGUACAGCGAAGAUAAGAAUACAAGCAAUACGUUUGUCAGUAGUAGCAAUGUUGCCACCCAACCUCAAGAGAAUGCCACAACAGAGGACAUUCAUUCGUCAUCGUCCACCUACGAAAGCAAAAACACUUCGAACAAGUCACAAUUUACCAAGAAAUAUCAACAACAAGACCCUACUAAAAAGCAACCAAUGGAUAAGAGACAACAACAAACCAAGAAGAAGUUCAACGAAAAUGAACCAAUUAUCAUUAAGCCAAAAACAUUUGUUGCAGUUCCAAGCAAUUCAUCCUCGAGCAAUGAAAAGCCAAAAUUCUAUGCGGUUAAACCUGUAACUCAUUCAGGUGACCACGGAAAUGCUGACAUGGCUGCUGUCAGCACAUCCAACACGAAAAAUUAUGAGUCCACAAUCAAUCCGUUGCCAGGAACCCGAAGCAGGACACCAAAUUCCAAUGAAAUGACCAGAUUCACCAGAGAGAGCCCACUCAUGAAAACUCCAGAGCCGGUUGUGUCAACUACCUCCGCCAGUAGCAAUUAUGGAGACCAUUCACAACAAUAUUCGAACAAGAAACCUCAACCAAUUAAUAUUUCUCCAAAUCUCGAUAAUUUGCUCAAUCAAGCCACGAGAGAAAGAUCCACUUCGGACUCUGCCACUUACGAGCCUGUUUCAUCCUCAAUUUCUGAGUCACAAGCCAUGAACACUAGUAACUUGGAUGAAAAGAGCACCACCACAACAGGUAGUGUCACCAGCGAUGAUCAAGCGCUCUAUGGAAGCAUUGGAAGUAAUUUGAGUGGAUUAUUGAAUGACAAUUGCAGUACUCCUUCUCCAGCCACUAACAACCUAACUACAGAUUUUACUAAUGAUUUAUUGCGAAGUGUUUCAGUUUCUCCUCCUCCACUCGUUCAAUCCAAUAUUCAUAGUCAUGCUCCAAAGGAGCAAGUUGGAGUGAUUGGUAAUCAUGCAAGAAAAGAUCAACAUAGUAAUUCGUUGCAAGUUGGCGGAAUUUCUUCUUCACAACCAUAUUGGUACUUUGGUAGCGCACAACCUCAUCAUUACCAUCAUGGUGGACUUAUUAGCAACACUAGCACCAACAUGAUUCCACAAGCAAAUACUUCAUUAUUUGGUUCAUCUCCUUACUCUCUUCACAAUGGUUUUAUUGGAAGCCCAAAUCCACAGCCAUCAUCGAAUGUGACAACCACACCAUUUGGAAUGCCAAAUCCUCUCAUUAACCCAACUCUAUCUUACAAUAAUGCCAUGAACAGAAUGGCAUUCCAGCAAAGUAGGCCGGCAUACUUUUCAUUGUUCGAUUCUAGACCAUUAUUCUCGCCAUCUGAUCACAAUUCGUUCUUCAGCUUGAGCAAUAUCCAACCUCAUCCUCAACAACAUUUGCAACGAUCACAAUCGAGUAGCCCAUCCCACAGCGAUGGCAGCGGUAAUGCAGAAUAUGGAAGUAUUGGUAUGCAACAACAUCAACAUGGUAGUGGUACUUCAUCAUUGUUCUCCUAUGGUUUUCCUUACGAGGAUCAUGAUAAACAUUAA